AUGGCAACGCCAGAGGAAUCUUUUGACGGGCUGCCACUGAACCCUACUUUUGACCGCGCGUCUUUUGCACAACGUUGGCGGAUUCCACGAUAUGGCAGGUGUUCGCCUUUUUGUGGCUGUGUCAAGAUUGCUGAGGAUUCUUGGGCAAGAUUUAAUCCUCAGGUGAACAUCUUGGCUCUGGCUUGGCUUCUUGUAAUCCGCAAUGCCAUGGCCUCAAAAAAAUCAGGCAGGACGGUGCCUGUUACCUGCCCAGCACACAGCCACGGAGCACAGCCAACCUUGACAGCGCUCAUUUCAGGAGGCAACAAAAUGGUUAGAGGAAGUAUGUUUCAAUUGUGUUGCGAGAUCCAUACGUCUGUUUGGCCGCGCUACGAAAGAUCAACGGCGGAAGGGGCCAAUCUGCUCGCCUGUGUUUAUGCGUCGCCACCACCAAUGUGA
Messenger RNA from Colletotrichum lupini, 438 nucleotides. RefSeq lists its product as uncharacterized. NCBI's taxonomy places the organism in Eukaryota, Fungi, Ascomycota, Sordariomycetes, Glomerellales, Glomerellaceae. The coding region runs from base 1 to 438 and encodes 145 amino acids. The record is from RefSeq and is a predicted model, not a curated record. The transcript has a single exon.